Chanos chanos (milkfish) is the source of this 768-nucleotide messenger RNA. RefSeq names its product endoplasmic reticulum protein 27 (gene erp27). Lineage: Eukaryota; Metazoa; Chordata; Actinopteri; Gonorynchiformes; Chanidae. The transcript has 7 exons. The record is from RefSeq and is a predicted model, not a curated record. Bases 1 to 768 code for a protein of 255 amino acids. Gene Ontology annotation, biological process: response to endoplasmic reticulum stress; protein folding. Gene Ontology annotation, molecular function: protein disulfide isomerase activity. Gene Ontology annotation, cellular component: endoplasmic reticulum.
AUGUUUCUAAUUGUCCUACUGUCUUUAUUUGCCACGUGCACCACUGCAGAGGAUAAAGACAGUGCUCUUACCAGACUGACUGACAUCGAUGGAGCCGAGACGUUCAUUAACUCAUCGGAAGUCGUCGUCAUCGGGUUCUUCGAGGGCGAGAAAAGCCGUGGCUAUAAAGAGUUUAUGAAAGCUGUUGCUGAGGAGAAGUCUGUUCCUAUAGCUCUUUGCAGUGAGAAAGAAGUAUGGGCCCACUACAAAAUUGAAUCUGACACCAUCUCCCUCUUCAGAAAGGUAGACCAGUUCCGGGAUGACUUUAAAGUCUCUGAGGCAAAGAAACUGGACAGCGAUGGGAUCUCACACUUCAUAAACAUCAAUGACCUUCGCUACCUAACAGAGUACAACCAAGUGUCUGCAGUUGGACUCUUUCAGUCUAAGGUGAAGGUACACGUGCUGCUCUUUGUCAGCAGGGGAAGUAAUGACUAUGGCCGACUGAAGAAGAGGAUGAGAGACCUCGCCCCUGAAUAUACCGGAAAGUUCCUGUUUGUUCUGAUAAAUGGGGCAUUGCAGUCCAAUGCCCGUGCCAUGAACUACUUUGGCCUGAAAUCAGGAGACUUGCCCAGGGUGGGUCUCUACGACGCAGACUUGGACAAGAGGUGGCUGAUGCCGAAGGGGGAGAUUUCCACAGAGAAGGUGAAGGCUUUCUGUGAGUCAUACCUGGAGGGAGAGCUGCAGAAACAAAAGGAGGCUGGACAACCUGAUCCAAAAUCAGAGCUCUAA